This is a messenger RNA of Centropristis striata (black sea bass), 3000 nucleotides long. RefSeq names its product F-box and WD repeat domain containing 9 (gene fbxw9). Gene Ontology annotation, molecular function: protein binding; ubiquitin-like ligase-substrate adaptor activity. NCBI's taxonomy places the organism in Eukaryota, Metazoa, Chordata, Actinopteri, Perciformes, Serranidae. The record is from RefSeq and is a predicted model, not a curated record. The coding region runs from base 506 to 2293 and encodes 595 amino acids. Gene Ontology annotation, biological process: protein polyubiquitination. Gene Ontology annotation, cellular component: SCF ubiquitin ligase complex. The transcript is spliced from 7 exons.
AAACGCUUUUUGUAGUUCUGCCAGAAGUUCUCCUUGACAACAGUUUCAUUCUGUCUCAAAUACGUCAUAAUAUUUCACUCUUAUUAGUGUCUUAUAAAGACAAUAGUCACUAUUUUGUUACAUUGACUCGGACGAAGACUUUCCCCGGCGGUGAGCCUCGCUAACGGCCGGACUUAUUGAUUAUUUAUUAUUUAUGUUAUUGAUAACAUCUACCGCUAACGUUAGCAUCUGAAGCUAACGCUAACCAGCUGUAGUUAACGCUGCGGUAGCUUCUGUUUUUAGUCUGCAGCCACAUUUAUUAUAAGAUAUUUACAACUAGCGGCUUAUUUAACAGCUACAGAAACAGAAAAUAAAUGCUCUAAGCUAAGCUAAGCUACUUCACAUAGCAAACAGUGGUUAAGUUUCACUGUCACAUUAACAUUUUAGGUUUUAAAGGCAUUAAAACAGAUCAAACCCAGUGUUGGUGCAGAGGGAUGGUGGUGUGGUGCUGAGAGAGGAACUAGUGAUGUCUGAGGGGGUUCACUCUGCUGGUCUGGAGAAGGAGACACAUGGGGACCAGGCUGGACCACCUCCUGGUCCUCCUCUUACUGGAGCUCCUGGUCCUGAUCUACAGGGUCUCCUUCCUGCCGGCCCCCCGUCCUCAGAGUGCAGCCCCUCCCCUCCUGCUGAGGCCGGCGGCUUGUUGUCGUUGCCGUGGGAGCUGGUGACCCACAUCGCCUCACACCUUCCUGCCGAGUGUGUUAUCAACGUGCUGCCAAAGGUUUGUCACACAUUGAGUAACGUGGGUAAAGACAGCACGGCUUGGCAGCUCCGGGCUCACAGACUGAUCGGGUCCAGAGCCGGGUUCCCAGUGGGGCCCCGGGACGAGUUCGACUGGCCCUCCGCCUGUCUGGAGAUGGAGCAGCUGAUCACCUGCUGGACAGGACAAGCUCACCUGGUGGCCAAACAGAGCCAAGAGGACGAGGAGGGGAGGGUCCAGGUGAGGCCCUGGCAGAGGGCCGACCAGGACGGGGAGCCUGCUGCAGGAGGAGAGGAGGAGGAAGAUAGAGAGGAUGAGGAGGAGGAGGAAGGGGUCGGGGUGGGGGCUCAGGAGGCGGCGUAUGGUGCUGAUGAAGGCAUGGAGGUGGUGAUGGAGGGCGAGGAUGAUGAAGUGCGGCCGGUUGCCGGGGGCGACCAGCUGGCCAGGUUGAGGGAGGAGCUGGAGGAGCGGCUGGAGGACGGAGCCGCCCUGAUGGAGGAGGAGCGGGAGCACAGGAUGGUGUUUGAUGGGAACGAUGGGAACGAUGGGGAAGAAGCUGCACGGAACCACCAGCAGGUCCUGGCAGGGGCCAGGAGCCUGGGCAACGGGGCCCCGGUGGAGAUGGAGCAGCACCAGGCCCCCCGGAGCCCCAGCCCCCCCCCGGCGCUGGAGUGCAUCACGCUGCCGUCGGGCCACAUCGCCCAGGUCAACUCAGUGCUGUUCGUGGGGGGGGAGGGGGGGGUCUGCGCCACCGGCUCCAGAGACUGGAACGUGAAGCUGUGGGACCUCAAGGCCGCCGCCGGACCCUCGCUGCUGCACACCUUAGGGGGGCAGGGGGACUUCAGCACCCACCGGGGCUGGGUCUGGUGCCUGGCGUCCCAGGGACCCCUGCUGGCCUCGGGGGGCUUCGACAGCACCGUGAGGCUGUGGGACCUCCAGGCGGGCGGGGCGGAGAGGGGCCUGAUCAGGGCCGGGGCCGCCGUCCUCUGCUUGGCCUGCCAGCCCGACGUGCUGCUGGCUGGGACCUUCGACAAGAGGGUCAGCAUGUACGACACCAGAGCUGCUGAACCCCUGGUGAAAAGCCUCCGUCUCCAUGGCAACGCUGUGAUGUGCCUAGCAGCAGAUGAUAAGUACAUCAUCUCUGGGAGCAAAGACUGCACCGUGGCCGUCUACGACCGCCGGGCCGGCAAGGGCCUGAAGAAAAUACCGCUGGGCUCCUACCUGCUGUCUAUGAGCUACAGCGGUUGUGAGGUUUGGGCGGGAGACAACGGCGGGAUGCUCCACUCCUUCUCCAUGCAGGCCGGGGCCCUGAAGCCCCUCUCCCAGUUUGAUGUGGGCCACACAGCACUGGUCACUGGCAUCCACAAGUCCCCUGGAAGCCUCUACACCUGUUCAUCUGAUCGUACUGUAAAGGUUCAUGUCCCUUGUGCUCCUCCGAGGACGUUGUGCACGCUGCAUCAUGGAGGCGCAGUCAACGGACUGAGUGUGGAGGCUGGAGUCCUGGCUGUGGCUUCAGGAGACGUGUCUCUGGACAUCUGGAGGCCCAGGAAGUGACCCGGCAACACAAGCAAACUCUGUGGCGAGACUUAGAAGACGGCGGUGACGGGAUUUUUGGAAUCUAAACACAAGUGGAUAACGCUUUAAAAAGAAAACAUCUCUUGUGUUUUCAGGACAGUUAGCCUUGUGAGGUCCAUGUGGCAGAACAGAUGAUUUUAUUUUGCUGCACUGCCGAACACAAAUGUUGGAAAUGUUCACUUCCUUUUUACCAGUUUAAAUGAACUGUACCGUAUAAUUUAUUUUUAAUUAAAAUGUCUUUCUUUCUUCUGGUGAUAUUGUUAUUUCAUUGUCUACAAACAAAAACUCUGAUCCACCGGAUUGUGCCAGUCAACUCACUGAAUCCACGACAGAAACUGAUCUAGUCCCUGAAGCUGAAGCUACUCGUCAUGUACAGUAUAAAACUUGUAUCUGAGCUUUGUGGCACAGUGAUUGUAUUUGUAAAGCUAUUUAUUUGAACACACUAUUCAGUGCUAAUCAAUAUUAUCUUUUUUUUAUAUACGUAUGUCUGCCUUGUGUGUGUGUGUGUGUGUGAGAGUUGGUUAAAAAAACUGUGUAACUAUUUAAUUGCUUGGAUGAAUCAAACUAUAAAUCAUUUGCACAAUACUUGACAUAAAACACACUGAAAGACUGUUUCCAUGAAGCCAUGAAGUGGCCUGAAACAGCUGAUUGUUUGGACGAAGCAAACAAUAAAAUGUCAAAUUGUU